Molecule: messenger RNA, 1909 nt
Organism: Sinocyclocheilus rhinocerous
Lineage: Eukaryota; Metazoa; Chordata; Actinopteri; Cypriniformes; Cyprinidae
Product: N-acetylneuraminate lyase-like
Exons: 12
Coding region: 137-1060 (307 amino acids)
Molecular function (GO): lyase activity
Source: RefSeq, a predicted model, not a curated record
CCUUGUGCAGUGACGUGAUUUGCACACAAGCACAGUACGACGGUCAGUACAGAGACUGUCAGGUGAAUAGCGUUACUGCACGAGCUCAUUAAACACUUUUAGCGAACGAGAGAGAAGUGUUGUUGUGCAUGCAGAGAUGUCUCGAAGCAUUAAAAAGCUCACUGGUCUCGUGGCAGCUACAUUCACACCACUCACUGCAGAAGGGGAGAUCAAUCUCUCUGUAAUUGGACCAUACAUUGAUUACCUAAUAGAGAACCAGAAUGUCAAGAGUGUGUUUAUUAAUGGCACAACAGGUGAGGGCUGUUCUCUAACUGUGGAUGAAAGGAAGCAGCUUGCUGCAGCGUGGUGCCAACAUGGAAAGGGCAAGCUUGAGCAAGUGAUUGUUCAUGUUGGCUGCAUGAGUAUAAAAGACUCUCAAGAACUGGCUCGGCAUGCUGCCAGUAUAGGGGCCGAUGGCAUAGCAGUAAUCUCUCCUUCCUAUUUCAAACCCGUUAAUGCAGAUGCAUUGAGGUUGUUUAUAAAGGAAGUGAGUACCUUUGCUCCAGAUCUUCCGAUGUAUUAUUAUCAUAUUCCAAGCAUGACUGGUGUUGCAUUCGAUGCGGCUGAUGUGCUAAAUGGGAUAGAGCAGGUGAUCCCCUCAUUUCAGGGAGUGAAAUACACUGGGACUGACCUGAGGGAUCUCGGGCAGUGUGUCUGUUACAGUCAGUCCCAUAACUGGUCUGUCCUGUUCGGAGUAGAUGAGCAACUCUUGGGAGCUUUGGUACUAGGUGUUCAUGGAGCAGUAGGGAGCACAUAUAACUACCUCGGAUGCAUAGUGAACAAGAUGCUUGCUGCUUUUGAUAAUGGCAACCACAUGCAGACCAGAGUGCUGCAGUUUGAAUUUAUGGAGGUUAUCACAUUUGCUAAGAACCUUGGUUUUGAUGUGUCCGUGAAUAAGCAGGUGAUGAGUGAAGUGUCAGGGUUAGCAAUGGGUCCCCCUCGACUCCCGCUGCUGCCAUGUCCUGUCUCAAAGGCCCAGGCUAUAGCACAGAAAGUCAAGGACUUCUCUCAGGGACAUUAAAAUGAAAGAAAUUUAAUUGAACCUACCUGGAACUCCAAACAAAUAAUUUGUGUUAGCGAGCUGUAAACUGUACCACAUUUUUUUACACUACAGUAUAUUGAUGUACUGUAUCUUUUAUAUUUGCAUGUUGUUGUUUUUUUACAUUUCAUACUUUAUACUUGCUUUUAUUAAUGUUUAUUUUUUUAUUGUUAACACGUUUAAAGUCUUUAGCAUUUUGUUUUCUGUGAUUAAUAACAUUAAAAUUAAACUAGAAAUUUCAGUGGACCUACUUGAAUUACCCAACAGAGUUACUAAUAAUCCUCAGCGUUACUGAUUUAUUUACACCAGGAUAUACUGGAUCUUGUAUAUCUAAAUGCUCAUUUUGUUUUGUCUUGUCUUAUGCUGACAUGGGUUAAAAAGCAUACACAUAUGAAGUAAUUUUUGUUGUUUUUAUUCUUUAAUACUAUCAAUUACCCUCUUUUAGCUGAUCUUGAUGUAAUUAAGUAUUUGUGCUGCUGAGGCAGUGGUUGCAGGACCACCCUUGAGCAAAACACUACCAAAAGUAUUUCUAUGUGACAAAUGGCAUUACUCACAGCAAGUGCACUGUAAGUAAUUUAGGAUGAAAAUCAUCUUCUCUGAGACAUGUACCACAAAAUCCAUUUCUCUGAUUGUGAUAUUUUAGAUAUACUUUCAAACAGAAUAAGUUCAUUUCAUAUUCUAUUAAAAUGUGAAUGCUGAAAAUCACAUGAACCACACUGUUUUAAUCUAGGAGUUUCUCAUGUUUGCAGAAUACUGCUCAAAAAAUGGACAUUUUUGUAUGUUGAAAUGGAAUGAAUACAAAUUAUUCAUAACUGAAUGCAAGCUAUUGCU